Molecule: messenger RNA, 1171 nt
Organism: Photinus pyralis (common eastern firefly)
Lineage: Eukaryota; Metazoa; Arthropoda; Insecta; Coleoptera; Lampyridae
Product: zinc finger protein-like 1
Exons: 5
Coding region: 109-990 (293 amino acids)
Cellular component (GO): Golgi apparatus
Source: RefSeq, a predicted model, not a curated record
AAAACCAAACAAACGUCAAAGCUGUCAAAGUACAAUACGUGGCCGCCUUAAAAGGUACAACAAAAUUAAGCGAAAUUACUGUAUUUUUAAUAUUUGUUAUGGUAAAAAAUGGGUUUGUGUAAAUGUCCUAAAAGACGCGUUACAAAUCAGUUCUGUUUCGAACAUCACGUUAAUGUUUGCGAGCAUUGUAUGGUUACAAAUCACCCUAAAUGCAUAGUUCAGUCAUAUAUACAAUGGUUAAAAGAUAGCGAUUAUAAUCCAAUCUGUGAAUUAUGUACCAAACAGCUAAAUGCAGAGGACUGUGUUCGUCUAACUUGCUAUCACAUAUUCCAUUGGUCUUGCUUAGAUAGCUACUCAAGGCAAUUACCUCCAACAACAGCACCUGCGGGGUACACAUGCCCGUCUUGUAGAUGUGCUUUAUUUCCACCGCCUAAUCUCGUUAGCCCGGUAGCAGAUGUGUUAAAAGAGAAAUUAGCGGGAGUAAACUGGGCUCGUGCCGGUCUCGGUCUGCCAUUGUUAUCCGAAGACAGAGAGAUUAAGCCCAAUGCCACAUCACAGUUAGUGGUAGCACCUGGUCCGAGCAUUUCACCAGCUCCAUCACAUUCUGUGGUACACGUAGAAGAUCAAGGGGCAUUCAGUCGAGGUCCUAGCGACACAUUUCAAGCACCUGCCAGAAGAAUAUUUCAGGACAACCGAGAAACGCACGGUGGGGUAUUGGACCAUGAUGACGAUAAGUAUAAGAGACGACCUGCAGGAGAGUUGGUUCGUAGAUGGUGGAAAAAUGCACUAGGUAUUCCUUCGCGAAAUCGUAAUAGUGGAUCGAUCUACAAGAGAUACUGCAUGUUAGCAAUAGUAUUGGUGUUAGGCGUAGUUGGAAUACUGCUGAUUUUAAGUCGUUUAGGAAGAUACAAUACUGAAGACGAUCCAAGUUUGGAUCCCCUUCACAAUCCCCAAAUUCGUGUGCAGCAGGUGAACCAACGUUCUAUGUAAUAUUGUGUUAGCAUAGAGUAUUACUAUUAUUAGUGAGAUAGUUUUGCUUAAAUCUGCUUUUGGUUUGUUGUAAUUUUAUUCUCAAAGUAGGGUUAAGUAAAAAACAAGUUUUAUAAAAUGUGCAUAUAUUCGUUGAUAUAAGUAAUUAGAUAAAAAUAAAUUUUUAGCAAAUUGAAUUCCA